CUUUUUAGUACUCGUAAUCUUUCCGACCUGAUAAAGCCUAAGUCCGAGAAGCACUCCGAGUCUUUUUUCCCUUCUUCCUACUCUCAAUAUUCCCGCGGUGCAAUAGUUUAUUCCUGCGGCAGUUCUUCUGCACACUAGGGAAGUCUGUUGUCUCGUCAGAUUCCCAAUAGUCAUCGGUCAAGUUCUUGAUUUAUUGGUGGAACUGCAACGGUCGACUCUCGAUCGAGAUAUUCCAGUCCCUGCACUUGCAUUUACACACCCACACCCACAUCACAGCAAGGACCCGCCAGAUUCCUACCGGAUUACUCAGGUAGUUUUGCCGAAUACGCGGAUCCACUUUGAGCAUCACCUUGCUGCAAGGAGAAAAUCUUGCGAGAAAACAAAAUAAAGGUGGGGAAAGGAUAGGGAAGGAAAUAUCCAAAAAGAGGAAUACCAAAACAAAAGAAGCAAGCCGGGAAGGCUUCACAAACGAUGUCGUCAAGCACAUUUUCAACUACCCCAGUCGCAACACCAUAUUCGCACAACCAACCCACAAAACUGAAGAAGAGUGUGGAGGAUGAGCCCUCCGGCGGUGCAUGUGCAACGAAUCCUUUCGCCGCUGCCAUAACCACCACCACGUCCACUCUUGCUUCUUCUGCUCCUCAGACUUUCUCUCCACCCUCCACAACCCCCGCGACUAAUAAUUCCGCGCCUUAUCCAAUCUUCAAAACUCCCGCCCUCCACCUUGCCGAUGACCUUCCUGUCCCGGGCUCCCCGAAGCAACAUAAACAACCACAAUCACCCUCGAAGCCCUCCUUUUUCCUCAAAUCUCCUACCUCCUUUAGCACUCACAGGAACUCCAUCCUUUCGGUCGGUAGCGUCCCCCGCCAGACUCUGCUCAAGGCGUUAGCUUCCGGACGCCCAUCGUUGGAUCCAGCCACGCUUACAGCGAGCCUUGACAACGUAAUGACUUCCCCCUUUCCAAGAUCCGCCAGCUACUCACCCCUACCCAACGAGGAGGGGAAUUUUACCGAGUAUCACGACGCAAUGGAGUCCAUCGGCAGUGCCCCCAACACCGCAAAGCUCCUACCGGCACUCCAGUCGCCCUGUUUCUAUCAUCAGCGCUUUGACAAUGCUGUCAACGUCGAACGUGUCCUCGAGGAAAUCGCCGGUGAUGAGUACACCUCCCAUUCUCGACUUGUCCAAACGGCAUUGGGGGUACGAGAGGUCGCUCGUCAAUUACAACGGCACAACUGCAAGAUGAACGUCAAAAAUAUCAUGAUUGUCACUAAGGCUCGGGAUAAUCAGCUUGUCAAUCUCACCCGAGAGUUGGCCCACUGGAUCAUGAAGACUCCCCGCUACGGAAGCAAACUCGGUGUCAACGUAUACGUUGACAAGAAACUGAAGGAGUCGAAGCGAUUUGAUGCUGCGGGCUUGCUCGAGGAGGAGCCCAAGUUUAAGGACAUGUUGAGGUAUUGGACUCCCGAUCUCUGCUGCGUCAGCCCGGAAACUUUUGACCUUGUCUUGACUCUUGGUGGGGAUGGAACUGUCUUGUUCACCUCUUGGCUAUUCCAGCGUGUUGUCCCGCCGAUCCUUAGCUUCUCGCUGGGCUCUUUGGGAUUUUUGACAAACUUUCAGUUUGAGUCUUACAAAGAACAUCUGAAUAAGGUCUUGGCCGAAGGGAUGAGGGUCAACAUGAGGAUGCGAUUUACUUGCACUGUCUAUAGAGAUGAGGGAAACGGACAAAUGUCGGAGGGUGAUCAAUUUGAGGUUCUUAACGAACUCGUAAUUGACCGCGGGCCGUCUCCGCUGACGGUUGCAUCUUCUCUACCCCUACUGGCAUGCUCAACUGCUUACUCCCUCUCAGCCGGGGGCUCUCUAGUCCACCCGGAUAUUCCCGCCAUCCUAUUGACCCCUAUCUGCCCACACACCUUGUCAUUCCGUCCUAUGCUCCUUAACGACUCCAUGCUCCUCCGAGUAUCUGUCCCCAAAUCCUCUCGCGCUACCGCCUGGUGUGCGUUUGACGGCAAAGGGCGUGUCGAGCUCAAGCAAGGCGACCACGUUACGAUCGCUGCCUCCCAAUACCCCUUCCCAACAGUUCUCAGUGCGCCGAACGAGUGGAUUGACUCUGUCUCGCGGACCCUCCGUUGGAACACUCGCGCUGCGCAACAGAAGGCCUGGGAAGGCGACAGCACCUCGAGUGACGGACCUAACCUUGUCGAGGAGUGGGAUAUCGACACUGACAGUGGCGUGUACGAUUCUGGCAGUGAUGAGACGGGAAAGAGCAGCCCCCUUAGGCGUCAAAUGAGCCUCUUGAACUUUGCCUAGGCUUUAUAGAAUAACGGAUGCCAUUUGGUUGUGGUUUCCUAUUGGCCUUGUUUAAUCUUAUCCUUUUCCUUCUCUUUUUCUUAACGGGUUGAUAGAGAUGGGCGUCGGGGAUUUUUCUCUGGUGUUUUUUGCCUUGAGUUUUAUU
This is a messenger RNA of Tuber melanosporum (Perigord truffle), 2452 nucleotides long. RefSeq lists its product as uncharacterized. NCBI's taxonomy places the organism in Eukaryota, Fungi, Ascomycota, Pezizomycetes, Pezizales, Tuberaceae. Gene Ontology annotation, molecular function: NAD+ kinase activity. The record is from RefSeq and is a predicted model, not a curated record. The transcript has 3 exons. Gene Ontology annotation, biological process: NADP+ biosynthetic process; NAD+ metabolic process. Bases 472 to 2307 code for a protein of 611 amino acids.